Messenger RNA from Clarias gariepinus (North African catfish), 2895 nucleotides. RefSeq lists its product as uncharacterized. NCBI's taxonomy places the organism in Eukaryota, Metazoa, Chordata, Actinopteri, Siluriformes, Clariidae. The record is from RefSeq and is a predicted model, not a curated record. The transcript has 5 exons. The coding region runs from base 151 to 840 and encodes 229 amino acids.
CAGAGGUUUAGCGGGGAAGUCCGGCCCAUAUAAACCUCCCUCCACAGCACCCAGCCUCUCACAUACACACUCACCCACUUUCAGACCGACAGGAGCUUUUUCAUUCUUCGGUAUUUUGGUAUUGCUACCAGCUUUUUGUUUUCUUUCAAGAUGACUGCCUCAAAGUCGUCACACACGAUGCGCAACAUUGUCAUCGGUUUGUUGGCACUUUGGUCGAUCAUUUCACUCAUCAUCAUCGUGGUUUGGGCCACCUCGCCUGACAUGAAGGGGGCCAGCGAGUGCAACAAUAACCUGAAGAAACUCAAGGAGAAGUUUGCUGAGGAAGAAGGCGUAUGGAACAAGGACCGGAUGGCGUUGGAAGAGCAGGUGAGGCAGGGCCGUACCAACCAAAGCCUGUUGCUGACUCGCAUGGAGCAGCUGAAGAGCCAACUUCUGGCCCUCAAUCAGUCGCUGGAGUCUUGUCAUCAGCAAAAUGACAUCCUGCAUAUGAACAUCACUGCGCUAGAGGAUGAGAUUGAGCUGCAUAAAGCCAUCGAGGCCAACUUAACUGCAAAUAUCACCCUGCAGCAAGAAAUGAUUGAUCUACUGGAGCAUAACGUGUCCCAGGAGGCCAUUGAGCUGCAGUCGUGUGCAAGUUUGAAGGAAGCUGCUCAGAAUCUUCAGACUGCAGCUGAGAAGCAAAUGCAGAGCUGCCAGUCCAGCAAGCAGUUCAUGCAGAAGCAACUAGAAAAGUGCAAAACCGUGCCCCAUACAUCAGCCCCAAAUAAUGGACCCGAUGGACGAACAGCUGGCGUUGUCCUGGCUGCGGUUUUGUGCAUCAGCUUUCUUUUAGGUCCAUGACGGACCUAAGGAGAGCGUUUGUAUGAAAAGAAAAUGGAGACAUUUUCAGUACGACACUGUUUCAAGACACCUGUAUGACGUGUGCAGUUAACCUGGACUUGAAGCAGGCACAUGUUACUUUUGUUGAGAAAAGCACUGCUGUAAGACAAACAGGAAUGUUUAGUUCACUAAAUCAAGAUAUUCCUGAAACAGUUAUUUAGCUUUAAAGGAGAAUAUAAAAAGAGUAUGGGUUAAAAGGUUUUUUUUUUUUUCUUGUGAUGUCAGCAUAUUUUGGUUUCUGUAUUGAGUUGGACAAAAGUGCUUUACUGCCACGGAAGAAUAAAAAAAAUCUUGUUUUUACAUAAAAAAAUUAUUGUUAUGACAAGUUGUGUUUUACAAAAUUUACCAAAUAUUUUCACAUUUUAACGUGACACAUUUUAUGUUACAACGUACAAAUAUCUUGAGGUAAGAUGGUAAGAACUUUAAUGUUAUUAAAAAAAUAAUUUUUACUUUAUAAUAUGAAAAUAUCUAUCUUGUAAAUAUGUGAAAAGAAUAUUUCACUUUUUCUCAUUAAACCUUUGAUGUGAUAACGUGAAAAUAUCUUCUUAACAAAAUCUUUUCAAAUAAAAAACACGCAACUUGAUAUAUAUAUAUUUUUGGGUUUGUUUUCCCGUGACAGCAAUGCACUUACGUCGAAUAAAUAAGCCAUAUAUAUUUGUUGUUAUUAAUUUUUUCUUCUUCUUUUUUUUUCUAUGGUCUGAAGUUUUAAAGUUAUUAAUUUAUGACCUCAUUAUUAGAAAGGUGUCUUUCCAAGUGGGAAACAGAUUUUGAUGAUCGUUGAGAAAUUAAAACCUGCUAGAAUAUGUCAUAUAGUAUAUUUUAACAUAUCUUUGUGUCUCAGCAAACAAAUGUUUGUCUAAGCUUCAUGACAUGUCUGUGCUCGUCUCUUAUUGAUUACUGGAUUCGUUCAAAAAAAAAGAAAGUGAAAGUGCUUUAUCUGUUAUUCUUAUCUUGUCUGUCUUUCUGGCACAAAAUAUUAUAGCAUUACUAAUGGAUUGUACAAAAAAAAAAAUGUGGGCACAAAAUAUGCCUUGGUUGAUACCGUGGCACAGUUUGGUCAUUUUAACGGCUUGAAUACAUGACAGUCUAUUAAAUGCUGGGGGCUGAUCCUGACUUGAAACCGUUGUGUUUGCACUGUUAACAAAUAUUAACAGAAGUUUAUUCAUGUUCAGAUUCAGUUUCAGAUAACUUUAUUUAACCCAGAGGGAAAUUGCUUAACACAGUCUGUUCUGUCUCUCUUUCUGACCUCUUUUUUUUUUUUUUUUUAAAUCUUGGAACGCACUCUCCUGGGCUUACCCCAUCUGCCACCACAUCACUUGUUUGAUUGCUCUUUAAAACUCUUUGCUCAUCUAGACACCACCUUACAAAAACUAAACUAUGUGGCACAUUAAACCCCUGAACACUUUAGGGGAAAAAAAGAGAAAAAAAAAAAAACAGUCAGACUGACUGUGAAUAAUGUCCAUGUUAAAGAGAGAAAUGUUUUAACCGAUAUCUUUCGAUCCAGCUAUACAAUACUUCCUACAUUAUGAGCUCACAAUAAAGUGCAAGUGCUUUAUUUAUAAGGCUGUUAUAAGGUGUUUUUUUUAAACUACAUCAACUCUGGUUAACAUUGGGCCGGCAAGUGCAAGAGAUUUAUUCUAACAGCACCGUCAUUAAUCAGACUAUGGCUAGGUGUCCUACAUGUCUAAAUCACAUUUGAAAUUUUAUUGAUCCGGUGAUGUCUUUGUAUGAUAUUUUUCCUUACAAUUUUGCUAAUCGACAACAAAUUCUGAAGGUUGGAAACUCCUCUUAGGUUAUUCCUGGAACAAAACAAAUAAAGUACUGUCAAAAUCAGACACUUCCCAGAAGUGAGUUGGGUUCUAGCUCAAAUUAGCCCACACAUGAUAAGGCUUAGUGACUGGUGUUUGGCCUGGGAGCCAGGAGGAGGAAAAAUAUGGUAGUGUUCAAAGAAAAUUAAAGUGCUGGCAGAUGUGAGUGUAUUGGAAAUAUUGUUGAAAUAAACUUUGAAAAACUGAA